CCAAAUCUCAGCCAUGGAGCGUUCGCAGAUUCCACCCAUAUUGCUUUCACCGACGGGUUUGGCUGGUGGUAUAGUGCACUAUGUCUGCCGUUGAGAGCCCCGAGAGCGGACCAUUACCCUCAAAUGGUAUCAGAGACCGGAGAAAUUCGACCAUUUUGAAUCCUCGGCUGUCAUUAACAAGCGAUCUCUUGAAGAAAGCGCCAGUCUUUACGGGAAGCACCAAGUUUGAACCUCUUCCCGAUGCAAGCAACAUUCUGGUUACUGGAGGGGCAGGCUUCAUAGCAUGCUGGUUCGUUCGCCAUUUAGUCCUUACUUACCCGGACAACUAUAAUGUCAUAUCAUUCGACAAGUUGGACUACUGCGCAAGCUUGAAUAACACGCGUGUCCUCGAUGGACGACCGAACUUCACUUUUGAGCAAGGCGAUAUCACCUCCCCGACCGACGUGAAGCGUGUCUUGCGAAAACACAACAUCGACACCAUAUUCCACUUCGCUGCACAAUCCCAUGUCGAUUUGAGCUUUGGAAACUCGUACCAGUUCACGAAUACGAAUGUAUACGGAACGCAUGUCCUGCUUGAGAGGGCGCGACAACAUGGUGUGAACAGGUUUAUACAUAUCUCGACGGACGAAGUCUAUGGAGAUGUGCCUAUGGGGGCGGCAGACCUCAGCGAAACGAGCUUACUUGCGCCGACGAAUCCAUAUGCUGCAAGCAAAGCCGCUGCUGAAAUGAUGGUUAGCGCAUUCCGGAGUAGUUUCAACCUACCCCUCAUUACCGUGAGGAGUAACAACGUCUAUGGGCCGCAUCAGUUUCCAGAGAAAAUCAUUCCCAAGUUCAUAAUGCUAUUACAACGACGAAGCAAGCUGCUACUCCACGGGGAUGGCUCGCCUACUCGUCGUUAUUUGUAUGCCAGUGACAUCGUGGACGCUUUGGAUACGAUCUUCCACAAGGGGACCAUUGGGCAGAUAUACAACAUUGCUUCCAAAGACGAGAUUUCGAAUAUCGACAUUUGCCACAAACUCCUCGAAACGUUUGGCAUUCCACAUUCGACACCAGAAGAGAUCGAUAGAUGGAUACAGCAUACCGAGGACCGGCCGUUCAAUGAUCAAAGAUAUGCGACGGAUGGGUCAAAACUGGCGAAGCUGGGUUGGCAUCCAAAGACGAGCUUUGAAGAGGGACUUCGAAUCACGGUGGACUGGUACCGCCGAUUUGGAGAGGUAUGGUGGGGCGAUAUCAGCAGAGUUCUGACAGCAUUUCCGGUGGUGGAAGGGACUGAGAUAUGGACAAAGGAGGAACACGAAGCCCUACGUUCUGACGAGGAGGUUGGGCCCGAGGAGAACGGUACGUUGUGGGCGAAGAAGGUCGUGGAUGAUAUACAGAGUUCUGAAGGAACCAUGGCAUAUCUUGCUGCUGGAUAGAAGAGACUUCGCGUAUUCUCUGCUUCGCUGAAGCAGUAUAUGCAUCCUGGCUAGGUUAUCGAUACCCCCAUUUAAUUCUGAGGCGACAGUCGCCGUCUCGACCAUGCCUGAAGCCAACUAUAGCAUGAUGAAAGCAUGUAUGCCUAGCCAUAGUCCGCAGCCUCGAAAGAGAGCUUGACUUCACAGCGGUGAAGACCACUGGUACACAUAAAACAAUGUAUGCAAUAUUGUU
Molecule: messenger RNA, 1647 nt
Organism: Westerdykella ornata
Lineage: Eukaryota; Fungi; Ascomycota; Dothideomycetes; Pleosporales; Sporormiaceae
Product: NAD(P)-binding protein
Exons: 4
Coding region: 81-1415 (444 amino acids)
Biological process (GO): nucleotide-sugar metabolic process
Molecular function (GO): dTDP-glucose 4,6-dehydratase activity
Source: RefSeq, a predicted model, not a curated record